Messenger RNA from Saccoglossus kowalevskii, 1440 nucleotides. Its product is annotated as monocarboxylate transporter 11-like. Lineage: Eukaryota; Metazoa; Hemichordata; Enteropneusta; Harrimaniidae. The record is from RefSeq and is a predicted model, not a curated record. Gene Ontology annotation, molecular function: monocarboxylic acid transmembrane transporter activity. Gene Ontology annotation, biological process: transmembrane transport; monocarboxylic acid transport.
AUGGCUUGUUGUAAAACCCGACCAAAAACUUUCACCCGUCCCCCUGAUGGUGGCUGGGGAUGGUUUGUGGUGGCAGGCAGUCUGGUGACGCGACUACUGAUAUAUGGAAACCUCUCUCUAGCUGGGGUUAUCAUCAGUUCACUGCAAUCAUCUAUGCCUUCUACUUCUGCUGUUGAUAUUGUAUUGGUCACCUCUAUAUAUUUUGGUCUAAUGUUUUUUGUAUGUCCAAUUGGGAUCUAUUUCAACGACAGAUAUGGUACAAGACCUGUAAUGAUUAUUGGCUCUGCUUUAUCAACUAUUGGAUUGUUUCUGAGUUUCUUUGCUUUCAAUAUUUAUCAUCUUUGUAUAUCAUACGGUGUCUUAACAGGAAUUGGACAUGGGUUCUUGAUAGCCACGAAUUUAGUGAUGCUCGCAAGAUACUUUGAAAAACAGUUUGCUCUUGCAACUGGAAUCGCAUGCACCGGAGCUGGUUUGGGAUACUUUCUGUUUCCACCAAUGACCCAGAUUUUUGUAGAUAACUAUGGCUUGUAUGGAGCGUUCUUAAUAUUAUCAGCGAUCAACUCUCAUGCAUUUGCAUGUGCACUUGUUAUGCGUCCCAUCAAUAUAACUUGCCAAGACCAGGAAAAACAAAACACCGACGUCUCAACUGACCGUUGCUGUAAAACAAUUAUCAAAGGCCUGGGGUUUCAAUUGCUGUGUACAAAUCAUAAUUUUGCCUUGUUGAUGAUGGCUGCUUUUAUUGUGGACAUAAGUUAUUUGAUUUCGCUGACACUAAUUAUACCUCAUGCAAUUGACACUGGGGUUGCAGCACUGAAAGCCUCUUUCUUAGUUACAGCCAUGGGUAUUGCGAGUCUGUCAACUAGGCUGGUACAAGGUUGGUUUGUGGACAAAGGAUAUAUUCGACCAAUCUAUCUGCUACCAAUAGUUUUACUUAUUAUGGGAGCAGCACAACUUUCAAUUGCCUUAAUAUCGAUAUUCCCAGCGAUGGUUGUUUCGUGUGUCCUUCUUGGAGCUUGUGAUGGAAUUUACAUUCCUGCAUUAUUUGUGGGCAUGAAAGACAUUGUGGGGGCCACCAAUUAUUCACGUGGAAAUGGGAUUGCGUUACUUGCUAUGGGAAUUGCUGGUAUAAUUGGAACACAGGCUGGAGGUUGGAUAUUUGACAGCACAGGCAGUUUCCAGAUAAUAUUUUACUUGGCUGCCAUCUGUAGUCUCGUGAGCGCUGUAUUAUUUUGUGCCACAGCUGCCAGGGUGCGUAAACAAGAUGCGUAUGCAGUGGAAACAAUCUAAAAGUAGUCGAGAUGUUGGCAUAUCGUGCGAUGGUGAAACGAGAAGACUGCCAGGAUUGAUAAACAGACAAAAAACAUAUAUACUUGUACAGAUGCAAAAUGUGCGCAGAAACAAUAAAAACUUUGUAAUAGCGGGGAAUGUGCACAGCAUGGU